AUGGCGGGCCAAGCUGCGCUGCUGCCCGUGCGCAUCGUGGCCGUCGCCCCCGGCGCCAUGGCCGGGUCUGCCGAGGCAUGGGCCGCGCCUCAGCCGAUCCUGUCAGCGCCGCUGACCGCCGCCCCCGGGAUGGCCGCCGGGGAGGCUGCGGGGGCGCCGGCGGCUGAGGUCUCCCGCUCGCCUGCGCUGCCCCAGCAGCUGCUCGUCGGCUUCUGCGGGCGGAGCGCCUCGGUGCCGCUCGGGGCGGGGGCCGGGCUCCAGGACUUGGAGGCCUCGGUGGCCAGCCGUUUCGGCCUGGCGGAGCCCUGUGACUUCGAGCUCUUGGACGCGACCGGGUCCACCGAGUUCCAGAUGCUCGUCGCUUCUGCCAAGCGCGACGGCGAUGAAGCAACGGCUCAGAAGUACUUGGCCAAGAUCGACGCUCUCACAGCCAAGCAGGAUACCUACCUCAAUAAUGAUCUUUCGUUCGGGUCCAAGUCUGGCAUUGAACGGCAUUGUGUUCUGGUGGCCAAGCUCUACACCUCGGUCGCGCUCGUCGAGUCCGCUGCUCCAGCUCAUGCCGCUGCUGGGCCAGUCCUCUCACUACGCGACCUGGUGGCGGGCAUAGUUGCCAACGCCACCAUCGACGACGGCGCCUCUUCAGCGAUUUGCGCCGACGUUGGCGAAGACACUAGUCGCCACGCCCAGAUCAAGGAGCACACCGCCAACGCUGCCAAGCAAUUCUUCGAGAGCGCCCUUCAGAGAGCUGGUGCAGCUCGGCUGGCAGGGGCGACGCUGGUGGAGCUGAGGCUGCUGCGCCUGUUGCGCCUGGAUGUGUCGCUGAGGCGGGUGUCGGGAACGGCGAAGCAGCAGCACCUCAAGCUUUUCGGCGCUUGUGCGCGGCAGCGAUGA
Messenger RNA from Prorocentrum cordatum, 891 nucleotides. The record is from the annotation of a GenBank genome assembly. Lineage: Eukaryota; Dinophyceae; Prorocentrales; Prorocentraceae.